Messenger RNA from Numida meleagris (helmeted guineafowl), 2545 nucleotides. RefSeq names its product carbonic anhydrase 4 (gene CA4). The record is from RefSeq and is a predicted model, not a curated record. NCBI's taxonomy places the organism in Eukaryota, Metazoa, Chordata, Aves, Galliformes, Numididae. Gene Ontology annotation, molecular function: zinc ion binding; carbonate dehydratase activity. Gene Ontology annotation, cellular component: plasma membrane. Bases 101 to 1051 code for a protein of 316 amino acids. The transcript has 8 exons.
GACUACUUACUCCAGUAUAAAACUGAGAGCAGAAAUAUGAUCACAUACUAAGAAGUCUAAUCAAUUCUGGUUUCAACACUGAGCCUAUUUAAAAUAGAUAAUGGAAUUGCUGUUCCUUGUUCUGUUCUCUCUGCACAUUCUCAAGAUAGAGACAGUAGCUGGACAACAUUGGUGCUAUCUGUCACAGAAGAAAGAACAGCCAAACUGUGAAGACCCUCGACUCUGGCAUACAGUAAAUUCCAACUGCAAAGGAAUCAAACAGUCACCGAUCAAUAUUGUCACCAAAAAUGUCAUUUACGACGAGAGUCUGACGCCACUGCAUUUUGUAGAUUACGAUGUGAAAGGGUCUUCACAAUGGAAAAUAGCAAAUAACGGACAUACAGUUAAAGUAACAUUGAGCACAAACCCUAAAAUUGGAGGUGGAGGUCUGAUAAGAAAAUACAAGGCGGUGGAAUUUCAUCUGCACUGGGGAGUCCAAGAUGCACAGCUCUACUUUCCUGGGUCAGAGCACAGCAUAGAUGGAGAAAAACAAGCUAUGGAGCUUCAUAUUGUCCACAUAAGAGAAGAUGCUUUGGAUUUAGCAGAUGCAAAGAACUUUGCAGAUGGUAUAGCUGUGCUAGCAUUCUUUAUACAGAUUGGUGAAGAAAAUCAAAACUAUGCAACUCUAAUAAGUGAAUUAGAUAAUAUUGCAGUCAAAGGCUCAUCAUUACAGAUGGAGCCUUUGCCACUGAAUUCUCUUCUCCCACCGGAAUACGAACUUGAAAAGUACUAUCGGUACGAGGGCUCCCUCACCACUCCUGACUGCCACGAGACUGUCAUCUGGACAGUGUUUGAGAAGCCAAUUCAACUCAGUUUAUCCCAGGUUUCCCAGUUCUCAACAGUUCACUUUGGAGCGAAUAACUCGACAUUCAUGUCUGAAAAUUUUCGGCCUGCUCAGUUUCUGAACGAUCGAUCCGUGUACUGGUCCAGUGCCAGCAGCCUCCUGCCUCCCGUUAAGGGUUUAAUGUCAGUUCUGAUUCUUCCAUACAUCCUGAAUUCUCUCUUCCAAUGAACAGUUCUCACCUCAUUCAAGGUUCUGGGCUUUCAUUCUGUUUUGGUUUUGCAUCAAGUAUUCUCUCUAACCACCAACUCCUUACUUAUAUCUGAAUACAGAAUAUUAUCUCUUCCUCCUUCAUACGCUAACCAACAACUUCUGCUGCUGCUCCUACAUAAAAUGAAUCUAUUGCACUAAAUCACAAAAAUUCUAAGGAACUGUAAGAUUCAACUAUGAAGAUUCAAAUUUUAAAAACAUUAGGAUGGAUUAUCAGCAAUCCUGUAGUUUUAACACAACACUGGAAGGACACUUUACGAGUUAUAUGGAGGACUUUCGGGAGGAAUCUCUUCUUAAGUGCCUAUGAAGGUUUUUUUUUCCUGAAGUAUGUUUACAUUCAACACUGCGAGUCCAGAAGACAAACACCUAGAGGAAUUCUUAUUGUGCCUACAUUGUCCUACAUGAAGGUAAAACACAGAGCAUAAAAAUGCUCACACAAUUGAACAACACCUCAGUCAUUCUAUCCACUGAAAGAUAUGUGACAAAUCUCAUCUGUGCUAACACAUUUUUCCCCCUUCUGAUUUCAGAGUACCUAAAGUUAAUUCUUAGUAAGGAUACUGGAUUCCUUCUAUCUAACAUACUGAUUCUGCGUAUCAAGCUUCUCUGCUAGAUCUAUUUAUUCAGCCCAGUAUGACAUCCCAUUCCAGGAUGCCCAUAGCUGAUGUGAUGUGCUAUAAAGAAAAAGGGAAGCUUGUUCACAUACACUAAUUGCAAGUCUACGGAAAUUCCCUCUCUUUGCAGGGCUGUGUUUGUAGCCCUACAUGAGACUUUCAAGGUCCUUUACAGUUUUCAUUUCUAUAAUGAAAUGGAAUAGGUCAAGAACAGGCUCCUUCCAGUAUCACUUUUUCAGAAACAUUUAAAUUUCAGUUUGAGCAUUUCAGAGUAUUUCCACGAUUUUUUAAAGAAUAACAUCCUGCAAAAUACUCACAUAUGGUUAAUGUUCAUAGUUUCAAUAAGAAGAUUUCAGUGUGAAUUGAUUUCUUCAGAUCAUACCCAGUUACAUUUAGAAACACUCAGUAUAUUGGGGAAUGGAAUUUCCUUGCACUGUUCCAGCUCUCUCUCUCUGAAGACAGACAAAACUGACUGCUUUCUUCAGCUAGUGCCAUACAUGCUGCAGCUUCUUUGAGAAUUUUAGAUUUUGGCCAUGCCAAGUUUGCAUUUCAUUCUAGAGGAUUUAUACCAUUUUCUUUAGGGCAAUGUUUGCAAGGACAACACUAUGGCUACAGUCAUUUUCAGGAAAAUCAUGACAGCGUGAUUAACUACAGAUCACCAAAGAAGAGAAGUUAUUUUCAUAUUUAACAAUCAAUAAUACGAGUUUUAAAAAAACACGGGAAAGCAAAUUCAUCUUGUUAUAUUUAGAGGAAUUGUUAGGAAUUUAACUGUAUAUUUAAGUAACUGAAAAACUUUGGAGAAGCAAACAUAAAAUAAAGAUUAAAGCUGAAAAGACAAACUGUA